Messenger RNA from Fraxinus pennsylvanica, 426 nucleotides. Lineage: Eukaryota; Viridiplantae; Streptophyta; Magnoliopsida; Lamiales; Oleaceae. The record is from the annotation of a GenBank genome assembly.
AUGCCAGAGAGUGGGACAGGAGUUAGCGUGGAGGCUGUGGAUCAUGUCUUCCAGACCAAUAUGCUUGAUAUACUAAAGCAAACUGGCAGACCCAAGAUGGUGGUUGGUUGGUAUCAUUCACAUCCAGGUUUUGGGUGUUGGCAUUCUGGCGUUGACAUCCAUACUCAGCAGAGUUUUGAAGCUUUAAAUAAAAGAGCAGUUGCAGUGGUGGUGGAUUCCAUUCAGUGUGUUGUGGUGAUUGAUGCCUUCAGACUGAUUAACCCCCAAACCAUGAUGCUUGGCCAAGAGCCAAGACGGACAACAGCCAAUCUGGGAUAUCUAUUGCUAAUGUGGGAAGUUGAGUUGCCGCCAGAAAAGAUAGCUAUUGCUAAUGUGGGAAGGCGAGAGACGCAAAGAAGCAUCUCAAGGAGCAUGUCUCAAACUUGA